Dioscorea cayenensis subsp. rotundata (Guinea yam) is the source of this 1486-nucleotide messenger RNA. Its product is annotated as transcription factor bHLH48. Gene Ontology annotation, biological process: regulation of DNA-templated transcription. NCBI's taxonomy places the organism in Eukaryota, Viridiplantae, Streptophyta, Magnoliopsida, Dioscoreales, Dioscoreaceae. Gene Ontology annotation, cellular component: nucleus. The record is from RefSeq and is a predicted model, not a curated record. The coding region runs from base 193 to 1182 and encodes 329 amino acids. Gene Ontology annotation, molecular function: protein dimerization activity; DNA-binding transcription factor activity. The transcript has 7 exons.
UAAAAUUCUCUGCUUCUUUGUGCUCCUCAGUUUCUCACACUCUCCGUAUAUAACGCUCUUCUAGCUCCACUUGAGCGUUUCUUGUCCGAAAGCAAAUUAGGGCUCUCUUUUCUCUCAAUUCCAAGCAAUUCACACCCAAAUUUGGGACUUCGAUUUCGCCUGUGCCGGAAUUGUCAAAGAAUUUGAGCUUCAAUGGAGCCGGCCCGAAGCUCCGGCGGUGGAUCGGGGAACUCGGGAACCUACACGCCAGAGAUAGCCGAAACGCUGCGGUUCGAGGAGGAAAUCCAAAGCUUGAUGCGCGAUGGGUCGCCGCCGGCCACCGGAAGCUCGUUCACGGCCCUCCUUGGUCUCCCGGCGAGUCAAGCCGUUGAGCUCCUACACCAACCUGGCGAGAUCUAUCCCCGUGCUUCCACUGGGUUUCCUCCAGGGUUCUCCCCGACGUUCCCCUCCAACGCCGCGCUGGUGGAAAGAGCCGCGCGGUUCUCUGUCUUCGCCGCUGCCGGUGAGUCCCCGCAAGCCUCGAACUCCGGCGGGCAGGCGGCGUGGCCGAAGUCAGAACCCAUCGAUUCCGACUCCGGCGAACUCCCCCGGCAGCCGGCGAAGCGAAGGAACACCGAUCAAAGCAAGGCGAAAGCAUCGGGGAAGAAAAGUCGGAGUGGUGAAACGAAAAAGGGGAAACCAGGGGAAACGGGGGAGAAACUGCCUUACGUUCACGUUCGAGCUCGCCGGGGCCAAGCCACCGAUAGCCAUAGCAUAGCAGAGAGAGCGAGAAGGGAGAAAAUAAAUGCUCGGAUGAAGCUUCUCCAGGAGCUGGUCCCCGGCUGCAGCAAGAUAUCGGGAACGGCGCUGGUGUUGGAUGAAAUCAUCAACCACGUACAGUCACUGCAACGACAAGUGGAGUUCUUGUCUAUGAGGUUGGCAGCAGUUAACCCCAGGAUAGACUUCACUGGCCUUGACAACUUUUUAUCACCGGAGUGUGGGCUUGGAGUGGCAGGGAACGGGACGCCAUUAUGGAUGCAGGGGAUGGGUGCCGGUGAUGGACAGCAAGACAUCUGGCAGGCUGAUCUAAUGCACCAACAGCAGCACGGCUUCAUUAGCAACAGCGGAACGACCUCACUGUUCCCUUGCGAUCCGACUGAUUCUGUAUCUUUACAUUCUAAUCAGUUGAAGGCAGAACUAUGAAGCUGUACAACGGAGACGUUUAUGACUUUGUUGUUCUCUGUACAUAAUGGAGAAGAAGACAUUGUUAGGCUGCGCGCUUGGGAGAACAGGUGACAUUGUAGUCAUCUCUUUCACAUUCUUUUAGCUCACAUUGCUCUCUCUCUCUCUCUCUCUCUCUCUCUCUCUCUCAUAUAUAUAUAUAUAUAUAUAUAUAGUUAAUUAAUUAAUUAAUGCUAAUGGAACUUUUUAGUCUGUCUGUUAGUUGGUGUACCAUAAAAUGGAUUUAUAUGUACCUUUAGACUAUAUUAUUGACUUUUACAUUGUG